CCCUCAUUGGUCCGCCGGGGCACGGGAAGUGCUUGACAGCGCCGCUCGCUACUGGCCAGGGGGGAAGAAGUUCCGUCUCCCGCGGGCGAACGGCCCAGUCGGAGCGGAGCGGACGGCCGGGAGAGCGAAGGGGAAGAUGGCGGUGGUGGCGCCGCUGCUGGCGCUGCUGUACUCGGUGCCGGGGCUGUGCCGCUGGCUGGCGCGGCCCUACUACCCGCUCUCCGCCCUGCUGGCCACCGCCUUCCUGCUCGUCCGCAAGGUCCCGCCGCUCUGCCAAGGGCUGCCCUCCCAGCGGGAGGACGGCAACCCCUGCGACUUCGACUGGCGGGAGGUGGAGAUCCUCAUGUUCCUCAGCGCCAUUGUGAUGAUGAAGAACCGACGCUCUAUCACCGUGGAGCAGCACAUCGGGAACAUCUUCAUGUUCAGCAAAGUGGCGAAUGCCAUCCUCUUCUUCCGCCUCGACAUCCGCAUGGGCCUGCUUUACCUCACGCUCUGCAUAGUGUUUCUGAUGACCUGCAAGCCCCCCCUCUACAUGGGCCCCGAGUACAUCAAGUAUUUCAGUGACAAGACCAUAGAUGAGGAGCUGGACCGGGACAAGCGGGUGACCUGGAUUGUCGAGUUCUUCGCCAACUGGUCCAGCGAGUGCCAGUCCUUCGCGCCUAUCUUCGCUGACCUCUCUCUCAAGUACAACUGCUCAGGGCUGCACUUUGGGAAGGUGGACAUCGGCCGGUACACAGACGUCAGCACCAGGUACAAGGUCAGCACCUCGCCCCUUACCAAGCAGCUGCCCACCCUCAUCCUCUUCCAGGGCGGGACAGAGACCAUGCGCAGGCCCCAGAUCGACAAGAAGGGCCGGGCUGUGUCCUGGACCUUCUCUGAGGUGGAAUGUGAUCCGGGAGUUCAACCUGAACGAGCUCUACCAGAAGGCCAAGAAGCAGUCGAAGCCGCGGGAGGAGGGGCCCGAGGAGCCCCCUGGAGCACAGGCAGCCGCUGGACACCCUGACGGGGAGACCAAGAAGGAGAAGUAGAAGCUGCCUGGUGCUGUCGCCCAUCAC
Haliaeetus leucocephalus (bald eagle) is the source of this 1055-nucleotide messenger RNA. It is a transcript of the gene TMX2, whose product is annotated as thioredoxin-related transmembrane protein 2. Gene Ontology annotation, molecular function: disulfide oxidoreductase activity. Lineage: Eukaryota; Metazoa; Chordata; Aves; Accipitriformes; Accipitridae. Gene Ontology annotation, biological process: brain development. The transcript is spliced from 8 exons. Bases 137 to 1003 code for a protein of 288 amino acids. The record is from RefSeq and is a predicted model, not a curated record. Gene Ontology annotation, cellular component: membrane-bounded organelle.